Molecule: messenger RNA, 507 nt
Organism: Ostreococcus lucimarinus CCE9901
Lineage: Eukaryota; Viridiplantae; Chlorophyta; Mamiellophyceae; Mamiellales; Bathycoccaceae
Exons: 1
Coding region: 1-507 (168 amino acids)
Cellular component (GO): membrane
Source: RefSeq, a predicted model, not a curated record
AUGACGGCGAGGGUGGACUGCGCGGCGCUGCGUCGAACGCUGGCGUGGUUCUUGGCGGGCGCGGCGCCGAUGGUGCCGCUGAAGGCGGUGGCGUUUCGCGCGAGGGAGAGCGGCGAGGGAGGGAAGGAAAAGUUUGACGCGGCGGCGUCGGCGCCGACGCUCGUCGCGGUGGGAGCGACGGCGGGAUUCGCGAGCGGGUUGCUCGGGAUCGGCGGUGGAACGCUCGUGACGCCGUUGCUGGCGCUGGUGUCGCCGUUGCCGCAAGCCGCGGUGCUCGGGACGUCGUUGUUGGCGAUGCUUCCGCCGUCCGUCGUCGCGCUCGGGACGCAUUAUAGGAUGGGAAACGUGGACCCGCGCAUGGGCGCCGCGCUCGCGGUCGGCACGGCGUUGGGCGGCGCGUUCGGGAGCUCGUUCGCGGUCGACGCCCCGCGGGGGGCGCUCGAGGCGGUGUUCUUCUUCGGGAUGCUGUUCCUGUCCAACAGGACUUUUCGAUCGCUCAGAAAAUAG